UUUGGAUUCACACACGUACCAUUGAAUAAUAUCCCAUUAUACUUACUUAAUUAAAGCCAAAAUCAUAUUAUUCUUCUCUCUCUCUUCCUUUUUUGAGUUUCAAAAUGCAUAAAUACGAGAAAGAGAGACGAAGACCCAAUUAAAGUCCAAGCACCAAUCUAGACCUUCUAGGAAAAAAACCUAAAAACCUAAUCCCCAAACCUAAAAGGCUUAUCUCCUCUCUUCUUCUUUGUCUUCUUUUACUUUUUUUUUUCUCUCUUCACCAUGUCUAAUGAAACCAGAGAUCUCUACAACUACCAAUACCCAUCAUCGUUUUCCUUGCACGAAAUGAUGAAUCUACCUACUUCAAAUCCAUCUUCUUAUGGAAAUAUCUCAUCACAAAACGGUUUGUAUCCAUCUACUUACUCCUUCACCGAUUGCCUCCAAAGUUCUCCAGGAGCGUAUGAAUCUCUACUUCAAAAAUCUUUUGGUCUUUCUCCCUCUUCAUCAGAGGUUUUCAACUCUUCGAUCGAUCAAGAACCAAACCGUGAUGUUACUAAUGAUGUAAUCAAUGGUGGUGCAUGCAACGAGACUGAAACUAGGGUUUCUGCAUCUAAUUCUUCAUCUAGUGAGGCUGAUCAUCCCGGGGAAGAUUCCGGCAAGAGUAGGAGGAAACGAGAGUUAGUCGGAGAAGAAGAUCAAAGUUCCAAAAAAGUUGGGAAAACGAAAAAGAAUGAGGUGAAGAAACAAAGAGAGCCACGAGUCUCGUUUAUGACUAAAAGUGAAGUUGAUCAUCUUGAAGAUGGUUAUAGAUGGAGAAAAUACGGCCAAAAGGCUGUAAAAAAUAGCCCUUAUCCAAGGAGUUACUAUAGAUGUACAACGCAGAGGUGCAACGUGAAGAAACGAGUGGAGAGAUCGUUUCAAGAUCCAACGGUUGUGAUCACAACUUACGAGGGUCAACACAACCACCCGAUUCCGACUAAUCUCCGGGGAAGUUCCGCGGCAGCUGCUAUGUUCUCCGCAGAUCUCUUGACUCCAAGAAGCUUUGCACAUGAUAUGUUUAGGACGGCGGCUUAUACUAACGGUGGUUCUGCGGCGGCGGCGGCUUUGGAUUAUGGAUAUGGACAAAGUGGUUAUGGUAGUGUGAAUGCAAACCCUAGUUCUCAUCAAGAGUAUCAUCAAGGGGGUGAGUACGAACUCUUGAGGGAGAUAUUUCCUUCAAUUUUCUUCAAGCAAGAACCUUGAUCGAUCAUUGUUAUAAUUAACUACUUAUAUAUACACUUAUAUAUACUAGCUACUUAUAUUUAUUGAGAGAGAGAGAGAGAGGUAGAGAAAAAAAACUUAUAUGUAACUAAGAUCUUAUUUUGUCUCUCUUAUUUGCAUGUACAUAUUUUUUAUGAGAGAAUGAGACGUAAAUUGGGCUUGAUUAUAUUUGAUGAUGUGUAAUGUGUUACCGCACGUUGGAUACAUAUUUUUGCUUCGAUUUUGUAAGAUUAUAUUUUCUUCU
This is a messenger RNA of Arabidopsis lyrata subsp. lyrata, 1486 nucleotides long. Its product is annotated as probable WRKY transcription factor 28. Gene Ontology annotation, molecular function: DNA-binding transcription factor activity; sequence-specific DNA binding. The transcript is spliced from 3 exons. Lineage: Eukaryota; Viridiplantae; Streptophyta; Magnoliopsida; Brassicales; Brassicaceae. Gene Ontology annotation, biological process: regulation of DNA-templated transcription. The coding region runs from base 265 to 1224 and encodes 319 amino acids. The record is from RefSeq and is a predicted model, not a curated record.